AUGAAAAUUCUAAUGGCGACGGCGCGACGAUACCAUUGAGGAUAAUCUGAAAAUACAGUCCAUGAAUUCUCCAUGGCCGCGGCAACCUUUGCACCGCCCCGCCACCAUUGUCUCCGCCGCUACUUUGCCCAUUCUUCGCUCCCAAUUGCAGCUUCCUUGCUAAUUACCAGAACGUGGUUUCUCGGCGGCAAAAUACUUCCCUCUUCUUCGCUGUGGUCCUCAGUCGAUUACACGAAGCUUACCCAUUGCUCUCCAUCCUCGCCUCCUUCAACUUCGCCGGAAGUCGGCGCCCCCACGGCGGAGUCAUGUGUUAAUCUGGGGCUUUCCUUGUUCUCCAAAGGACGGGUUAAAGAUGCUCUUACACAGUUCGAAACUGCGCUUACUUUGAACCCAAAUCCUGAAGAAGCUCAAGCUGCUUUGUAUAAUAAGGCUUGCUGCCAUGCAUACAGAGAGGAAGGAAAGAAAGCUGCUGAGUGUUUGCGCACAGCUCUAAGAGAUUACGGCCUCAAGUUUAGCACUAUUUUAAAUGAUCCUGACUUGGCUUCAUUUAGAACAACACCUGAAUUUAGAGAGUUGCAAGAAGAGGCUAGAAUGGGUGGUGAAGAUAUUGGCUAUAGCUUCAGGAGGGAUCUUAAACUCAUCAGUGAGGUCCAAGCACCAUUUCGCGGGAUUCGCAAAUUUUUCUACGUGGCCUUCACUGCUGCAGCAGGAAUUUCAUUGUUAUUCACCAUACCAAGGCUGUUUCGUGCUCUCAAAGGGGGCGAAGGAGCUCCUGACCUGUUGGAAACUUCGACAAAUGCAGCUAUAAACAUUGGAGGUGCUGUUGCUUUUCUGGCUUUAUUUUUCUGGGACAACAAGAAAGAGGAGGAACAACUCGCUCAAAUUACACGAAACGAAACACUAUCAAGAUUGCCUCUACGCCUGUCGACUAACAGAAUUGUGGAACUUGUGCAGCUAAGAGACACAGCAAGGCCUGUGAUUCUAGCUGGGAAUAAAGAGACGGUUUCUGCUGCAAUGCGGAAGGCUGAGAGAUUUCGUACUGAGCUUGUAAAAAGAGGAGUUAUUCUAGUUCCGAUUGUGUGGGGGGAGGGCCGAGAAAAACAAGCAGAGAAGAAAGGAUUUGGACUUUCUUCGAAGGCAACAGCAUCUCUCCCAUCUAUUGGGGAGGAUUUUGACAAGAGAACUGAAUCAAUAGCUGCAAAGUCUAAACUCAAAGCGGAGAUUCGGUUUCGAGCAGAUCCAGUAUCUCCUGUUGAAUGGGAAAGGUGGAUCCAGGAUCAACAAAAAUCCGAAGGCAUAACUCCGGGCGAAGAUGUAUACAUAAUUCUCCGUCUGGAUGGCCGUAUCCGGAAAUCAGGCCGGGGGAUGCCUGAUUGGCAAGAAAUUGUGAAAGAAGUGCCUCCAAUGGAAGCAAUAUUAAGCAAACUAGAAAGAUAGUGGAAAGCUGGUGAAACUGGUAAUCUUUCUUCUACUAAAGGUUGUGAAUAUUUAUUUAUUUAUUUAUUAUUGCAUCAUUGUUGUUGUGUCUUGUGUAACAACAUUAAUUUUUUAUUUCCUCCUCACGAAAUAAAAAGGUCAUAAAAUGAACGAAUACACAGA
Molecule: messenger RNA, 1599 nt
Organism: Andrographis paniculata
Lineage: Eukaryota; Viridiplantae; Streptophyta; Magnoliopsida; Lamiales; Acanthaceae
Product: protein LOW PSII ACCUMULATION 1, chloroplastic
Exons: 9
Coding region: 73-1437 (454 amino acids)
Biological process (GO): photosystem II oxygen evolving complex assembly
Cellular component (GO): chloroplast
Molecular function (GO): protein binding
Source: RefSeq, a predicted model, not a curated record